Habropoda laboriosa is the source of this 872-nucleotide messenger RNA. RefSeq lists its product as uncharacterized. Lineage: Eukaryota; Metazoa; Arthropoda; Insecta; Hymenoptera; Apidae. Bases 146 to 715 code for a protein of 189 amino acids. The record is from RefSeq and is a predicted model, not a curated record. The transcript has 3 exons.
GAAUACGAUAACUCGUGCAACCGUUCUUUUCGCAGUUUGCUGCACCGUCUUUACCGGUGUAUUCGGCCAUGAUGGGAAGCCUGUGGAGGAUUUACUUAGAGACAUUUUCAUUCCGGAAAGGAUAGUCCUAGAUUCUUUGAAUACAAUGGAGCGGAUUGCGAAGAACUUAGGGAAACUGAUGGAGGACAUCGGAAAGGGGUCGUUCCCGAUCGACCCUCUAUCGAACCUGAAGAACAUUGUGCAGCAACUAGAGCCUGUAAACUCACAUAUCGCAGAGCAUCCCCGGCACGUGGAAAAAGAAGGCCGCGACCAUGAUCCGAAGAUCGGUCGCAGAUCUGAAGUAGAUGUAGACGUGAAAGGAGUCCCCGACUCUGUCAAAGACUCCGACUCUAUUCUAAACAUCGGUCGCAGAUCUACAGUAGAUGUAGACGUGAGAAAAAGAGGCCCCGUCUCUGUCAAACACUCCGAACCUAUUCUAAAUAUCGGUCGCAGAUCUACAGUAGAUGUAGACGUGAAAAAAGGAGUCCCCGUCUCUGUCAGAGUCUCUGAUCCUGUUCCAAAGAUCGAUCGCAGAUCUACAGUAGAUGUAGACGUGAGAAAAAGAGGCCCCGUCUCUGUCAAACACUCCGACCCUAUUCUAAAGAUCGUUCGCAGAUCUGCAGUAGAUGUAGGCGUGAAAGAAGGAGUCCCCCUCUCUGUCCAAGUCUCCAACUAACGCCGUCGCGAUGCCGAUCCUCGCUACUCUCGUAACUGGUACAAGGAUUAGAAAUCACACGUCAAAGCCUAAUUACCUACGAGAAACCUGUAUUACGUUCGUUAGAAAUUCUCCUUUCCAAAGUGUACUUCUUUUCGAUUGAAAUAAAGUAGAUAGC